Molecule: messenger RNA, 8941 nt
Organism: Cinara cedri
Lineage: Eukaryota; Metazoa; Arthropoda; Insecta; Hemiptera; Aphididae
Source: the annotation of a GenBank genome assembly
AUGGACCGACGGUACGUACAUGGAAAAUAUAUUAAUAGUACAGGUAAUUUAAGACAUAUAAAUAAAAAAAAUAAUUAUUUUUACACGAAAAAAUGGCUGAAGUAUUUAGCCUUUUGUCGCCCGUAAUAAUAUAUAAAUUUAGAUUCCGAGAGUAGCGAUGGAGCUAUUUGUUUUACAAUGCUGUUUUUUUUUUUUUAUUUGUUUUUGUCUGUGGACACGUCUUUUCCUAGUAAAAUUACUCCGAUGUAUGAGUGUAGCACUUUUUAUGAAAGGUCAAGUUGUCUAGACUGUACUUUAGAGGCUUGAUUUUCGACGGCAUAUUUUAAAUAAAAGCACUUAAGUAGGAAAAAACGUAGGAAAUCGUAAAAUUUCACGAUUUCAUUAUUUUAUAAAAACACAGACGACGUUUUCUACCAGAAAAAAUGGUUUAAUCGAAAAAUCACAGGACACUUUUUUUGUAGCUUUUUAUUUAAUUUUUUACAGUAUCAUCGUCAAAUCUUUUGAGCUUUUAAAGAAUUUAAAUUUUUGGGAGGUUUUUUACUGUAAUUUGGUUAUAAAUACGUGUAGAGAUUUGAAACUUGGUAAUAAUACUUAUAUUGGAUAUACCUAGACGUGGUUAAAUCAUCGGACGUUUUUUUUUUUUUAUAAGCGUUUUGAAAUCAAGUUUAAACGAAAAUCGCAAAAAAAAAUAAUGGCACUUCAAAUUAUGUGUUACCGAACUGCGUUCGGAAUCGUCUUUUGUCAAGCAAUGAUUUAUCGUUGAUUACAGAUAUAAAUUAAACAACCUUAUGUGUCCUACCUUCCCAAUUUCUCACCUAAAACAUAGGCCGCUCCCAUCCUCAGUAUUAGCUCUUUUAAAAUAAUAUUUAUGUAUAUUUAUAUUCUAUUUAUAUGAAAUAACAUGUCCUGACUGAUUCAUCAACGCCCAGCUCAAAUCACUGGACGGAUCGGGCUGAAAUUUGGCAUACAGAUAGCUAUUAUGACGCAGUCGUCCGCUAAAAAAGGACUUUCGAAAAUUCAACUCCUAAGGAUGUAAAGUAGAGGUUUUUAGGUAUAUUUAGUACGAACAUCUAAUUACUUAUUUAUUUAUUUUUGUUUAUUCAAGGGUUGCCACGGAAAAGGAAACUAUUAUAAUUAUUAUUAAUACUAUUAUUUACACUUUUCAAAUUUUACAAUAGGAAACAUUUAGUCCACUGAAGGUGAGACCAUCUACCCACUUUCUACAUAUUUGUUUUCAUUCAAUUCUGACACGACCAAAACCAAAAAUGAAUAUGGGUAAAAUAAUAAUAAUUAAAAUUGGUGUGGGCAACACCGGGCGUGGUACAGCUAUUAUAUAUACACAUAUGUUUAAAAACACAUGCAUAAAACGAAUUGAAAAUUAAAUCUUAAUGGAAAAUGCGAAUAAAAAUGAUUAUACAUUUAAGAUUGGGAUGCUAUUUUAUAUAUAGACGGUGGCAUAAAAUGGUGGAGGCAGAGACACAUUUUGGCGGCGGGAUUUUGUCCUAGAUUCUAUGGUAGAACACCUUUUAUAAAUUAAUUUGUGGGAACCAUGUAAAUAGCCUUACAAUGAUCUAAUCAAUACCGCUGUAAACUAAUUGAGUCCCAAUAACUGGACGGAAAAAAAAAAAAUAUACUAAUUGAGCAUCGAGUAUAAACGAAAAAUAUACUUGUCCGUGGUUAAGAAACCAAAAAUAUACUAAUUGAGCCCGAGGAUUAUUUUGAGCAAAAUAUAAAAUCAACAAUAAUAUAUGAAUGGUGACGACUACAUGAUAUCGUUCAUAUCAUCUUAGGAAUUUCGUCAAAUAAUAAUAAUAAUAAUAACAGUUUUAACACAUAUAUUUAAUUAUACACAAGUAACAUUUAAAUUAUUCAAAUUAUAAUGAAUUUUUACCAAUUUAAAAAUGUAAUGUUGAUGUUUUUUUUUAAAGUUUGACGGGACUCAGUAUUAAAAUAUGGACUCAAUUAGUAUAUGCCUAAAAACAACCCCAGGACUCAAUUCUUCAUAAAAAGUUUUAUUGGAACUCAGUUCGUAUGUAGCCAUUAAUACACCAUUGAGGAAUUAAUAUUUUAAUUUUCCUUGUUGUUUCAAUUAUACUUGGAAAAACCGACAUAUUUACAGUAUUAAAAGUUUUAUUAUUUUUAUUAUAUUUGUUUUUUCACUAAAAAUAUUGUACCAAAAUUCAAGUUUAGCAUUUUUUUAGAAAGAAAAUUUUGUCUAGUUGGUGUGCAAGAAAGUAAUUUUAGUACGAUAAACCGGUAAAAUCUACGAUAAUAACAGCUUCAUAAUUUCCGGAUUUAUUAGUUUGUUAUAAUUCAGUUAAAAAUAAUUGUAGGUACAAAUUUACUUUAAAAACUUGUAUAAGCCUUUUCUAAACGUAGUCAAAUUUUCAAAAUAUUCUGGGGAUUUUUGAGCUAUUUAUAGACAUUUGAAAUUUUCGAAUAUUUUUAAUUUUAUUUGGUUUUAUGUGAAUAAAUUGUUUGAUCAAACAGAAAUCCUUGAAAAUUCAAUACGAGAUUAAUUAUAUGUUACACUUAGUUGCAAAACAAAUAAAAUAUAUGUAAUUUAGUAGUUUUUAAAAGCUGUUUAGUUCAAAUUUUAUCGAAAAUCUUGUAUUUACGAUAUUUUAAUAUAUGUUUCGCUCAGAAUCUUAUUUUGUCACUUGUCAGUGACAAUUAAUCUCUUUGUAUAGAUAUAGAUUAAAUAACUUUAUAUAUACUAAGUUUAGAAAGAAUCCUUAUUUUUAUGCUUCCAUCAAACUUCCCCAUCCGUCCGUUUCUUUCUCAUAUCUGUCGUCCUUAAUCACUCUAUCCAUCCAUUGUUGAUGGGUGCAUCUUUUGAACCCGUUUCGGUUGUACGUUCUUAGUCAGAACGUUUAAAAUAAGGCUUUCAUAAGAUCUUUGUCGUAACUUUUUCAUUUCAAUCCCUUUGCCUUAAAAUACUUUUAAAUGUUUAGUUUGUUUUUCAGUGUUUUUCGUUAAAAAAUUACCAUUUUUUUUUUAUCCCCUUGGAUGGUGGACCAAGUUUUGCAUGCAUAUGUACAUUGCUACUGGGUUAAAAUUAAUGUAACCAUGAUUUAAAAACAAUUGUAACAAUGAUUUUAAAAUUACUGCCCUAGGCUUCAGCCUACUUAGCUGAAUUAAUUCGAUACUGUGUUUAAUAUCGAACAGUAUACCUAAAAAAAUAAGCCAAUUGUGUUUCCUUUUUAGCACGGAAAACGCAAUUUGUUCCCCAAAGUUUAACGAACAACUCCGACAUCGGUCAACACGAAAUUACCAGCCAACAACAACUAUAUACCGUACAAAACUACAUUGCUAGCCUUACAAUUCGAACUCUGCGAAACCACACAAUCGAAAAACGAGCCACCAAACAAGGCAAUUUAAAAGGAGAUUUGUUUUAUGUUGAUCCUAAGAGCUUGAAAUUCGACUAUUGGAAUAUGUAAGAAACUAAGAUCACAGAUAUUUUAGGUUAACACUUGAAUAAUUCUUUUUAUUACAUUAUUUAACAUUUCAUUUAUAAGUAGUUAACAAUUAUGUCUUAUAAUAACAAAAGUAGUUAUGAAGCAAAUUCAUAUUAUUUAUGGGAAAUUUAUAAAGCGUAGAUUCUUAAAAAUUUUACAUACAUUUCUAAAAUGAUGUAUCUGUCUCUAUAACCCAUAUAAGUAUGUAUAUGUAUAUAUGCAGUGUAUAUUUAUCUACAAAUUAUAACUUUUUUGUAGAAAACUUGGACAAAAUGCACCGGUAAAUAUUGAAUUUGGAAAUGAGAAAAAAAUUAACAAACAUUGGAUUCCAGGGAGACCUUUAAAACUAUUGACACACGGAUAUGUUAGGUCAAUUAAUAACAUUGAAACCACAAAAAUAAAAUCAGGUAUUUCUAAAUUCAAUUUAAGGAAAUUAUAAUAAAAUUUCUAAAAUAAUGUAUGUUAUUUUUAUAUUGUUUACAAAGCAAUUUUUAAUACUUUUAGUUACAGGCAGUAAUGGAUCCAGGGGGGAGGGAUGAUCGAAGCGAACGCACCCUUCAUUUUCUCUUUAAUAUACAUUUUAAAGACCCCCUCCCUGGUCACUGAGGAUGUAAUAAUACAUUAAAAAUGUAUCAUUUAUUAUUUAUUAUAGUUAUCCAAAUUCUCAGGUUAUAUUGCCACUGGAAAUUAUAACAUCAUUACACUAGACUGGAGUGAAGUGUCAAAAGAUAUUUCAUACUUUAUUCCGGCUUACUUGACUGUUCGCGUGGGUUCAAUAGUUGCUCAAUUUCUGGAAAAUAUUGUUACCCUUGGACUAAUCGAACCGUCUGAUAUACACCUUAUCGGUCAUAGUCUCGGUGCACAUCUUUUUGGAGCUACAGGUGGCGCCUUCACUCUAGGAAAAAUUGGCAGAAUUACAGGUGAUAUAUACAUACAUAGUUUUUCACGAAGGUAUAUCUAUUGUAAUAUCUCCAGAAAUAAUGAAGAUAAUCAUGUUAUGUAUUUUUUUUUAUAUUACUUACAAGGAUAACGAUUAUAAAUAUUUAUAUUUCAGUUAAUUUUUUAUCAUUCGGAAAAAACUUAAAAAAUAGCUUUUUAUUUUAACAUUUUUAAAAAAUUUAAAGAUAGACAUUUUAUAGAGUUUAUUCUUCUAAACAUUUUAAAGUAUACAUUUUUUGUUUUCAUUAAAUUCCUGGUUUUUAAUAAUUUUUUAAAGUUCUGAGAACAAAAGUGUAAAGUUAAUUAGUCAUAAUAAUAAUAAUAAUCAAUUAGCGAAUGCAAUUAUAACUUGCUACAUAAUUAUAAGUACUUUUCUCUGAACUUAAAAAAAUUAUUAAAAAUCACGAAUUUCAUGAAAAUAAAAAAUGAAACAUCAAACUUUGUCAAAUUUUUCAUAAAAACAAAAAGUUAUUUGUUUAGUUUUUUCAUCAAUAAAUAACAAAUUAAUUCUCAUAUAAAUAUCUGUAGUCAUUAUGUCUGCGUGUAAUAUAAAAAAAAAGCAGAAUUUGAUUAUCCUUCUUAUCUGCAGAAAUAUUACAGUGGGUUGGCAUAUCUUCGUAGGAUACUCUGUAUAAAUCCACUAUCGUGAUACGACACUAGAGUUCAAGAUAUAAUUAGUUCUUAUGGAUAUCAUACAGGUUUGGACCCGGCUGGAAUUGGAUUUGAAACGUUUUUUAUAGUAGAAACUCGUCAUUUGAACGUUGCUGACGCACAGUUUGUUGACGUGAUUCAUACGUCGGUGGGGUCAAUUUUCGGUUUUGCUAAACCCAUGGGACACGUUGAUUUUUAUGCAAACCUGGGUCUAGUCCCUCAACCGCAAUGCGAAGUUAAGGUGACAUUUCUGCCAUUUCUACCGUUCGCGAUGUUAAGCCAAAGUACGUUAUACUUACCCCUAUACCAAUCUAAUUACUGUGCGAUUUUCUAUUUCUUAUUAUUUACUAUACAACAAAAACGAGGAGAGGGGUGGGUAAAAUCGAAAUCAAACUGUUUUCGGUGGGCAACAGUUUAUGUAUUUGAUUAGACUUCCUAAGUGUAAUGAAAGCUAUCUGUUUACAGGCAUCUGUAGCCAUUUUAGGGCAUGCCAAUACUAUGCAGAUUCUAUUUAUAACGGGAAAUCUUUUAUGGCCGUUCAGUGUUUUUCAGCCAAAGAAUAUAUGAAUGGCCGGUGUGAAAAUAACCCCAUUAAUUUCAUGGGAAAUGAUGUGGAUUUUGGGUAAGAUCACUUUUUUAUAAUAUAGUUUUCCCCAUACUUGUAUUAUGUUUUUAACUUAACUACUAAUUAAUUAUCAGGGACAGAUCCAGGGAGUGCUAGAGGCAUAGCCCCCCAGAUAUGUUAUUUCUCUGAUUUUUGUAUGAUAAUUAUAUGAGAAAAUAAUAUACAUAAUAUAUUAUAUUAUAUUUUAAUUGUAUUUGUGUUGUAAAAAAAUAGUUGCCCCCCCAGAUCUUUGUUCUGGAUCCGUGCUUGUUAACUAUAUAAUUUAAUUAACUAUAAUCAACUUCCUAAAUAAUUAGUUUUGAAUAUUAUAAUAUUAAAAAUACCCGUAAGUAACAAGGCUUUGUCACUAGAAUUCAGUGGUGUUAAAUCCAGACAUUUUUUCGAGAGGGGGUGGCAUUACUAAAUUAUAGUAAUGAUCUUUCAUUUUUUUGCUUAUUUACCCUCUUACUAAGACCAGUCAAAUAUGUUUAACCAUUAAUUUAUCCACAUUUAACAGAGGCAAACAAAAUUACAGGGGGCUAUUGCCCCCCUAACACAUACCAGGAUUCAACAUUGUUAGAAUCAAAUUCCCCUCUGCAGACUUGUUGGCGUUAAUUUAAUUCAUUGGUUUGUUCAUAAUAAUUAACUAUUGAUAUUAAAUAGUUUCUGUUAUUAGAGUUAUUCACUGGUAUUCAUAACAUUAUAUUAUAUACCUACUUCAUUAAAUUAAAUGUUAUAUUUAUGUAUCAUUUGUAUUUACUAGAGACCCAUUAACCACGUUUACCCACUUCUCCUGUGCUCUAUUACCCACAGUUUAUUACUCCUCCAUUAUUUUAGACAUAAAAUAUGUCAUACAAUCUUCCAGAUAUGAAAAAAAAAAAAAAUACUAACAUAUAUCACAAGAUAGGUAGAUGACAGUAUUUAUAGGUACUGUAGGUGAGAAAUUGAGAAGGUAGAGGGGAAAUUUAAUGUAUACCUGUACGCAACAAAAAACCAUUAGUAACGAAAAAUAAUCUUGAGCGAAGUUCGGUUAAUAGUGUUGUUUUUUUAACAAUAUAUACCAGGUUAGGUUACUUUAUAAAAACACAAACGUUUUCUACCAAAAAAAAAUGAUUUAAUCAAAAAAUUACAGGACACCUUUUUUGUUGCCUUUUGAUUUAAUUUCUUACGGUAUCAUCGCCAAAACUUGCGUCACUUUUGAGUUUUUAAGGAAUUUUAAUUUUUGGGAGUUUUUUACUGUGAUUCGGUUAUAAAUACAUAUAGAGUCUUGAAACUUGGUAACAAUAAUUAUAAUGGAUAAAUCUAGACGUGGUAAAAUCAUCGAACGAUUUUUUUUUUUUUAUAAGAGUUUUGAAAUAAAUUUAAACGAGAAUCGUAAAAAAAAUUACGGCACUUCAUAUUAUGUAUUACCGAACUGCGCUCAGAAUUGUCUUUCGUCAAGCAAUGGUAUAUCGUUGCUUACAGAUGAAAUAACCUUAUGUAUCAUACCUUCCCAACUUCUCACCUACAAUAGAGGCAGCUUCCAUCCCCAGUAUCAGCUCUUUUUUUAAAGUUUAUCUUUCUAGAAUAAAAAAUUUCCUAGAUUGGUACUUUAAGUAGGUCAUUUUUCGAUUUUCCCAAGAGAUUUUCCAGCAAAUGUAAAAAACCGAGAAAAAACACGGGAAAAACGAAAAAAAUCGGUACAAUAUUAAACAAAUAUUAUUAAUUAAAAUAUAGAAUGCCUAUUUAAUUAUUUUACCAUAAUAUGACAUCAUAUAUAUUGUUGAUAAUAUAUCACUAUGUACUGAACUCCGCUCAGAAUCGUUCUUUCGUUAGCAAUGGUUGAUCGUUGCAAAUAUACUGUGAUUUAUUUAAGUGGGUACACUCAUUAUCUCGGAAAGUGGUAACUUUUUCUGGAAUUUGUUUUCUAAAACAUUUAAGAAACAAACUGCUCUACAAUUUUAUAUUUAUGCUAUUUUUUAUCACCCUAAUUUUUUGGAUAAAUCUACUACCUACUUUAGAUUUUCAAAUGGGUAUUAUAUUGAAAAUUCCAUAAAUAGAUGGAGUAAUAGUUGAAAUACAUACGUACAUUUCCCCAGCACUCCUACAUACGAUUUUCGCAAAUUUGUUUUUGCUAACAUUUAGUAUACAAUUUGUAUGACUUUGCAUGACUAUUUUCCGAAUUUUUAAACCUUUAGUUUUUGCUCCAAAAACAAAAAUUGGAGCGAUGCUGGAGAAACAUUUCUCAACAGAUUCUCUUACAAAUUCGGAAAAUAGUCAUAGGAAUUCAUAUGAAUUGUAUACUUAAUAUUAGCAAUAAACAAUUUCGAAAAUCGUAUGAAGGGGUGCUGGGGAAAUGUACGUGAAAUAAAUUUUAGUGUUAAAAUUUUUGAUUUCAUCAAACCGUUGUUGACGAGUUAUUUCACUUUUAAGUUUGGGUUGGAGGAGAGUAGUGGUGCAUUAGCGGUUUUUCUCAUUUAUUAUAAAACAGUUGGAAAAAUCAAAAAAUGACCACUUUAAAGUACUACCCCAGUCAGAUUUCCUUUCAGAAAUUGUGCCAUAAUUUGAAAAUUGGAGCAAAAUUGCUGCUUAGAAAAAUUCUUCACAGAUAAAAAAAAAAUAACCAUCAUUGUAAAACUAAUAUAUUCCUUACUUCGCUCAGAAUCUUUUAUCAAUAUAGGUAAAAUGGUUUUUGAGAAUUUAACUAAUAUACAAACCAUCGAGACAGGAAAUUUGAGCAUAAAAAUGGUUGAAGAGUGUGGUUCAAAGUUGAAGCUUCUUUAGGCACAUUACUGAUACAUCGUGCAUAUAAAAAAUGUCAUCCUUUUGGCUUUAUUUGGGGGUCUGUAAUGAUAUUCAAUGCUAAAAAAUCAACACUAGGUGAAAUUCUUAUUGAAAUUCCCCCAACAUUUUAUUACUUCAAUCACUCAUAAAGCACCUCCAAAACUUGAGUUUGAGCUCAUUUUUUCCAAUAGGAGUUACUAAAAGUGUCUAAAAGUAGCGGAAGAAAACAUUAGAAACUAUUGUACAGUAAAACAGUCUUUAUUUUCUCUGGAAAAUCAACAAAAAUAAAAAAAAAACCAUAUACAAUAUCAGUAAUGUUAUGCAAAAUUACCAUCUUAUCAACUAAAAAUAUCUUUACUUUUAGGAAAAAAGGUAGUUUUUAUCUGAAGGCCCAAACUAACGCACCUGCUAUAGGAUUUAUGAACGUUAUAUUUGAUUAUGUCAAGCGAAUUUUUAAUAUAUCUUGAAGAAACCUUGCGGUCACCCAAAAUAUUACAUCUUUAUACUUUGAAAAUAACAUUUCAGA